Molecule: messenger RNA, 2736 nt
Organism: Neoarius graeffei (lesser salmon catfish)
Lineage: Eukaryota; Metazoa; Chordata; Actinopteri; Siluriformes; Ariidae
Gene: rfx6
Product: regulatory factor X, 6
Exons: 19
Coding region: 1-2736 (911 amino acids)
Biological process (GO): regulation of transcription by RNA polymerase II
Molecular function (GO): RNA polymerase II cis-regulatory region sequence-specific DNA binding; DNA-binding transcription factor activity, RNA polymerase II-specific
Source: RefSeq, a predicted model, not a curated record
AUGAAAAGAAACAGCGGAAGUCCAGGGGAGACUAAUAACACUUUUCAUCAGCUGCAGCCACCACAGCCAAAGAGGACUUACAGUGCUGAUGGUCUUCAUCACACCAACACUAGCGACCACCAAGAUCUCAGAAACAACAUGUUUUUCAAAGACAAGUUUGAUGAAGAGGAGGAGGAUUCAGGGAUUAAAUCAGAGGCUGAUGAAAGCAAUGGAACCAUUUCCUCUGAAGACGACUUAGAGCACCUUGAGUAUUCGAAGAAUUUCACUCUGAAGCAAACGGUGACAAAGAAGAGCAUCAGUGAAAUCAUUAAGGACAAGAAAAAACAAACUCAGUUAACACUUAAAUGGCUUGAGGAAAAUUAUAUUGUUUGUGAAGGAGUUUGCUUGCCUCGGUGCAUCCUCUAUGCACAUUACCUCGACUUCUGUCGCAAGGAGAAAUUAGAUCCUGCUUGCGCUGCCACUUUUGGCAAGACUAUACGACAAAAGUUUCCUCUCCUAACGACUCGAAGGCUCGGCACCAGAGGCCAUUCAAAGUAUCAUUACUAUGGAAUUGGGAUUAAGGAGAGCAGUGCUUAUUAUCACUCAGUGUACUCAGGAAAAGGUCUGACCAGAUUCUCUGGGAGCAAACUCAAAAAUGAGGGAGGUUUCACACGAAAAUAUUCUCUCAGUUCUAAAACAGGAACGUUGCUCCCAGAAUUCCCAAGUGCACAACAUUUAUUGCUUCACGAAUCCAUUUCAAAAGAAAAGGUCGACACACUGAUCAUGAUGUACAAAACUCACUGCCAGUGUAUUCUCGACAACGCCAUCAGCGUCAACUUUGAAGAGAUCCAGAACUUCUUGCUGCAUUUCUGGCAAGGCAUGCCCGACCAUCUCUUACCUCUGCUGGAGAAUCCAGUCAUCGUGGAUAUCUUUUGUGUGUGUGACUCCAUACUGUACAAGGUCCUGACUGAUGUUCUCAUUCCUGCUACAAUGCAAGACAUGCCAGAAAGUCUUUUGGCAGACAUCCGAAAUUUUUCGAAACUCUGGGAGCCGUGGAUGGUUUCAUCCUUGGAAAAUCUGCCAAAAAUCCUGUCAGAAAAGAAGCUUCCCAUAGCAAGGCGCUUUGUUUCCUCCUUAAAGCGCCAGACUUCUUUCUUACACCUUGCUCAGAUCGCAAGACCGGCUCUUUUCGACCAAAACAUUGUAACAGCCAUGGUGAAUGAUAUUGAUAAAGUAGAUUUAAACAGCAUCGGCUCACAGGCGCUCCUCUCAAACGCUAAUGACCAGGACCUGGAUUUCUACUCCGAAUAUGACAGUGUUGCAGUUUUCCAAGAGUUAAAGGACCUUCUGAGAAAGAACGCCACUGUUGAGUCUUUUAUAGAGUGGCUAGACUCUGUGGUGGAACAGAAAGUCAUUAAGCCAAGUAAACAAAAUGGCCGCUCGGUGAAAAAACGAGCCCAGGACUUUUUGCUGAAAUGGAGUUUUUUUGGAGCUCGUGUGAUGCACAGCCUCACCUUAAACAAUGCCACAAGCUUUGGCUCCUUCCACCUCAUCCGGAUGCUGUUGGAUGAAUACAUCCUGCUGGCAAUUGAAACACAGUUUAAUAAUGAUAAAGAGCAAGAUCUACAAAAUCUCCUGGAUAAAUAUAUGAGAAACGCAGAUGCCAGUAAGGCAACAUUCACGGCUUCCCCAAGUUCAUGCUUCUUGGCAAAUCGUAAUAAAGCAGGGAUUGUGAACAAUGAUUCAUCUGUGAAGAACGAGACCCAGGCAGAGUAUACACAUCUGCCUGUCCCAGGAACUCAGCAUGGACUGGGGGCCACCAUGGUGUUGUACCAGGGGAAUGACACAGACAGCUUUACACUAUCUGGCCAGUUGGAUUACUCCCAGAGCAGUGGUCCAUUGAUCACCCCUCCCAUCUCUCCAGCCAUGGUGAACCGAGGCAGUGUGAUCAACCAGGGCCCGAUGGCAGUGAGAUCGCCAAGCAGUUGCCCGGUCCAGCCUCAUGCACCCUGCCAGGCUUUCCCUGAUGCCAUGUACCAAAGCCUGCCUGCAUCCACCUACUAUACCAGCUCCUCCACCUACCAGCCUACCAACCUGACCCAGACCCACACGCCCCCCUUGGCUUACCAGGCUCGCAGCGAGUGCUCACGCUAUUCCUCCUUCAGUGGCCAGCAGUUGGCAAAGGACUGCUUUAACAGCAGCUGCGGUGGUGUAGCGUACAGCUCCAGAGUCUCGUCUGGAAGCUACCCGUCCACUUCAGAGCCCACUAUUGAGGUUCAGGGAGUGCAGCUAAUGGACUAUGGAUUUGCAGGGAGUGGAGGAGGAUGUUCAGGUCCAGUGUACACCAGCACAGCACACAGUGGCUACUAUGGGAACAGCAGCUAUGUGGACACGCAGAGGAUGGGCUCUCUGAUCGAUCAGCAUGUAUCAGUGAUCAGCAGUGUGACUUCCACUCGCUGUGUCCCUGCAUACGCUGAGGUCCAUGACCCUCUCAACAUCCUGAACGACAUGAGCAGAAAACCAGCAGCACCUUACUACCCGUCACAACCUCCUCUAAUUACACGCUCAGCAGGUUCUUCGAUAACCCCGUCAAUUCCUUGCUCUGUUUCUCCGUGCAUGUACGGCACUGCUGCUCAGUAUCAUCCUUCCCAAGAUAUCUUGCUUCCUCAUCACAGCAGUGCUGAGGUGCGGGACAUGGUGUCCUCCCUGCCUCCCAUCAAUACUGUGUUCAUGGGGUCAACCGGAGGACCACCGUGA